GUGCGGGCGACAACGGUGCCCUGGUGCCUGCCUCAGCUCCAGUCCUGCCCGGAGGCGCCGCUGCGGCCCGGGGCACGGCGGCUCCUUCUAAGCCCCUGUGCGGGGAGAGUGCGCCCCCGAGCGGCGGGGCGCAGGGAGCUCUCCUCCUCGCACCGCACCAUGCUGCCCUCGCUGUCCCCGCACCGCUCCGCCUGACGCGGGGACGGGGAUAGCCAUGCAGCCGGCGCUCCGCUAGGUAAGGGAGGCGCGGCUCGGAGCGGGCCGGAGCUCUGCGGCCAUCCCCUCAGAAGCUCGGCGGCCCCGGCCCCUGUCCCACCGGUACCAUGAGGAACGGCGAUGACUUGGAGGGCUUCGAUGGCGAGGCGUCCAGCACCUCUAUGAUCUCGGGGACCAGCAGUCCCUACCAGCCCACUACGGAGCCCGUCAGCCAGCGCCGGGGGCUCGGCGGCCUCCGCUGCGACCUGGACUACCUGCGGGGCACCUUCGGCAAGAUCAAGCUGGCCGAGGUGGUUUUGGCACUGAUUGCAUUCAUCUGCAUAGAGACCAUCAUGGAAUGCUCCCCUUGCGAAGGCCUUUAUUUCUUUGAGUUUGUGAGCUGUAGUGCGUUGGUGGUUACUGGAGUUCUGUUGCUUAUGUUCAGUCUAAAUCUUCACACAAGAAUACCGCAGAUCAACUGGAAUCUUACUGAUCUGGUCAACACUGGACUCAGCACUUUCUUCUUUUUCAUUGCCUCUGUAGUACUUGCUGCUUUAAACCAUAAAACUGGAGCAGAAAUUGCUGCUGUGAUGUUUGGUUUCUUGGCAAUGGCAGUGUAUGCUGUGAACACAUACUUAGCUAUUAAAAAGUGGCGAAUGAACAGCAGACAACAGAGUAGUCGGCAGACCAGUGAUUACAUACGUGCUCGGACGGAGUCCAGAGAAGUGGAUCAUCACCCUGAGAUUCAGCGUCUGGAUGCAUAAAAGCAACAUUCAAAUGGGACUGCAAAGGGAAAAGAUGUGCUUAACUCCCUCAUGGAAUAAAGGGUUUUGUCUUUAUUUAAGCAAGAAAAGGAAGAUCACAUGGUGGCAAAGAAUGCCCAGCCCUGCAUAUAUGCAGGAGUGCGUUGAGUUAGAAGCUGUUGUCAUGGAGGCAGUAAAUGUUGGUCAUUCAAAAGCAAGAUCUGUUUAAGAUGUCCACAUAUGUAUGCAUAUAUUAUAUAGCUUAUAUAAUAUAUAAUAUAUAUAUGUUUUGAA
This is a messenger RNA of Neopsephotus bourkii (Bourke's parrot), 1232 nucleotides long. It is a transcript of the gene CMTM4, whose product is annotated as CKLF like MARVEL transmembrane domain containing 4. The record is from RefSeq and is a predicted model, not a curated record. Bases 324 to 959 code for a protein of 211 amino acids. Gene Ontology annotation, cellular component: membrane. Lineage: Eukaryota; Metazoa; Chordata; Aves; Psittaciformes; Psittacidae. The transcript is spliced from 4 exons.